AUGCUUCGUCCAGGUUCCUCAAUGAGUAAAGCCAAGCAAACAAAGGCAGCAAUCCCAGCCUCCGGUGGAAUGGCUGCCAGAGUUGUUCAAGAGAAAAUGCCUACCUUGGAAGAAUAUGUGAAAAACAGAGAUUGGGUAGGAGCGAUUUCCCUCUUAGAAAAUGAAUAAAAUUUUAAUGAUUCAAGAGCUGAGCCCAAAUUGUGGUUAGCCUAUGCAUGUUUUCACAAUGGAGAAUAUAAAAGGGCCAUCCAAGUUUAUGAUUAGAUGAUGACCAAGUCUGAUUACAACAAGGAGAUCCACAUCUACAAAGCUUGCUGUUUUUAUGCCCUGUGUCAAUACGAGGAUGCCAAAAGAGAGUGUUCUAAAGGCCCAGAGACACCCUUGUCUGUGAGAUUACAAUUUCAUAUUGCUCACAAGAAAAAUGAUGAGAAGAAUCUCAUGACCUAUCAUCACAAGAUACAAGAGACUGUCCACGAUUAGUUAUGUUUGGCAGCAAUUCAUUAUUUAAGAGGACAUUAUGAAGAAGCAACCGAUGCAUACAAAAAAUUACUGCUUGAAAAUCGAGAAUACUCAGCAAUCAAUGUUUACAUAGCAUUGUGUUACUAUAAAUUAGAAUAUUUCGAUGUCUCUAUUGAAAUACUAUCUUCUUAUUUAAAUCAAUUUCCAUAAAGUGUAACAGCAAUCAAUCUCAAGGCUUGCAACCAAUUUUAGUUAUAUAGUGGCAAAUUAGCCGAGGAAGUAUUCAAACCUUUGUAAUAAUAAUACGAAGGGAUUAAUGUUUGUGCAGAUAAUGAUUUAUUAAAACAUAAUUUAGUUGUUUUCAGAUAAGGAGAAAAUGCCUUAAAGGUAUUACCUCCCUUGGUAGAAAUUUUCCCUGAAGCUAAACUAAAUCUUAUUGUCUAUUAUUUAAAAAAUGAAGAUAUUGGAGAAGCAUUUAAUUUGGUUUAAGAUCUUUAACCAACAAACCCAAAAGAAUACAUCUUGAAAGCUGUUGUUUAUGCUAUGAAAGGAUAAUCCAGUCCUGAUCAAAAGGAAGCUUUGAAAACUGCACAAUAACUCUUUUAACUAGUAGGAUCUUCAGCUAGUGAAUGUGAUACCAUACCUGGAAGGUAAUGUAUGUCAUCUUGCUUCUUUAUUUUGAAACAAUAUGAAGAUGUUCUGGUUUACUUAAAAUCCAUUAAGCAAUUUUUCUAAAAUGAUGAUGAUUUCAAUUGGAAUUAUGGAAUUGCAUGUGCUGGUACUGGAGAUUACAAAGAAGCUGAGGAGGCCUUAGCUUAGAUUCAAUCAGAAAAAUACAGAUCUGAUGAUAUCUAUAUCAAGUGGAUGACUAGAACAUAUAUAAUGAAUGGCAAGGCAAAGGAAGCAUGGGAAUUGUAUAUUAAUAUGGAGACUUCAAGCGAAUCCUUUUAAAUUUUAGUUUUGAUUGCCAAUGAUUGUUAUAAAAUGGGGCAUUUUUACUAUGCAGCGAAGGCUUUUGAUAUUUUACAAAGAUUAGAUUCAGAUAAUGGGGAACAUGAGUAUGAAGACGCUUUGAGAGGAUCAGUGGUCGGAGUAUUCCAAAUGGUCAUUACAUCAAAGGAGACACUGGAUCACUUGGUUGAGGUGAUAAACAUCUUAACAAACACAGGUGAUAAUCCUUAAGUAGAAUAUAUUUUAAAAAUAAUUAAAAAAUGGGGCAAAGAAAAUAAUUGGAAAAUAUGA
Molecule: messenger RNA, 1701 nt
Organism: Paramecium tetraurelia
Lineage: Eukaryota; Ciliophora; Oligohymenophorea; Peniculida; Parameciidae
Exons: 7
Biological process (GO): intraciliary transport involved in cilium assembly; intraciliary anterograde transport
Cellular component (GO): ciliary basal body; ciliary base; intraciliary transport particle B
Molecular function (GO): intraciliary transport particle B binding; protein binding
Source: RefSeq, a predicted model, not a curated record